Molecule: messenger RNA, 648 nt
Organism: Drosophila biarmipes
Lineage: Eukaryota; Metazoa; Arthropoda; Insecta; Diptera; Drosophilidae
Exons: 2
Coding region: 1-648 (215 amino acids)
Source: RefSeq, a predicted model, not a curated record
AUGUUCAACUCCCUAGUGUGGUUUUCACUUUCGUUGAUAAGUCUGGCGGCGGCUCAAGGAUCACGUGCCUAUCUACCGCCGACCAUGGAGCCCAUUGUAACCAAACAGUUCUAUAGUAUAUCACCAGCCGAAGAUCCCGAGGAUUUGGAGCCAAGGACGAAGCAUUUAGUCAUCGGACAGCCGCGCAGGAAUUACCGGGUGAUUUUCAUUAGGGCUCCCGGGGGAAACAGCGAUCAAGUGAAGUAUACGGCGGAGCUGGCGCCCCAGGAGGAGCGAACCGUGAUCUAUGUGCUCACGCGGAAGCAAGCGGAACUGGAGGCCACGGAUAUUACGGAGGCGAAACCGCAGGUCGAACAGAAGCCGGAUGUGUUCUUCAUCAAGUACAAGACCAACGACGAGGCUGCCGCGGCCCAAAGGGAAAUCCAAACGCAGUACGAUCAACUGGGCGGAAAUACGGAAAUCUCAGCGCCCUAUGUGGCACCCGUAAAAUCGGUAAUUGGGGCCCUGAACGGCCCUCCACACCCAGCAGCAGCUUCCCCUUACCAAGCCCAAUCGCCGGGCUACCACUACGACAGACCCAGCAGCACAAUUUUGGCGCCAGUGGAACGAUCCCACUUAAAAACGCCGAUUAUAUCCGCCAAUCGUUGA